This is a messenger RNA of Cannabis sativa, 1385 nucleotides long. RefSeq lists its product as uncharacterized. The record is from RefSeq and is a predicted model, not a curated record. Lineage: Eukaryota; Viridiplantae; Streptophyta; Magnoliopsida; Rosales; Cannabaceae. The transcript has 8 exons. Gene Ontology annotation, molecular function: zinc ion binding. The coding region runs from base 238 to 1020 and encodes 260 amino acids.
AAUCGGUUUGAUUAGAACAGUAGUAUCCAUAGUAGUCACCUUCAUCUCCAAUUCAAUUUCAAUAUUGAAACCCUAGAAUUUCAAUUUCAAUUCCAAUUCCAAUUCAAACCCAAAUCACCUCAAACUUCAACAAUCAUAGUAGUCGUACAUACAUACAUACAUACAAUGUUAAAUCUCAGGUUCCUUUGUUUUUCUUGAGAUGGUUCCUACUAUAUUUCUGAUACAAAGUGCUUCGAAAUGCAAUUAGCUAUAAAUGAUAGUCAUAAUGAAGAGAUUUCAGAACGUGAGCCCAUCUUAGGCCAAUCUGAGAGCUUGCACAGAUCGGUAGGAUCAUCCUCUUCGUCCUCCUGUGAAAUCAUAACUGUUGAAGGGGAUCAUGCUAUCGCCGAUGAAGAUGGGAUAAAUGUUCGAGUUGAAGAGAACUGUCAACUGGUGAAUGCUGAUCUACCACAGUGCCGUAUAUGCCUUGAUUCCGGAGGGGAAGACUUGAUUGCUCCUUGUCACUGCAAAGGUACCCAGAAAUAUGUCCAUAGAUCAUGUCUUGACAAUUGGAGGUCCACAAAGGAGGGUUUUGCCUUUGCUCAUUGUACCGAAUGCAGGGCAAUGUUCUUGUUACGUGCAAAUGUUCCUGCAGAUCGCUGGUGGUUGAGAUUAAAAUUCCAAUUUCUUGUUGCUAGAGAUCAUGCAUUCAUUUUCAUUAUUGUUCAACUGAUUGUGGCAUUCUUAGGAGUGCUGGUUUAUAACUUUUAUGGGGAAGAACUUAGGGAGAUGUUUGGUUAUGAAGAACACCCAUAUGGAUUUUAUACAAUGGCCGUUUUAGCAAUUGUUUUGGUGGGUUUGCUCUACGGUUUCUUUAUAGCCAUAAUAUGUGGACAAAGGAUCAGCGAACGCCAUUACCAUGUUCUUGCUAAACAAGAACUAACAAAGGAAUAUGUGGUAGAAGAUCGAGAAGGUAAUAAGAAUGUUCCCGAACUUGAUCCCAGUCAUGUGACGGAGCUGAGGAUGUUGGGCCUCUUUUAGUUUGGGAGUCCCAUUGUCUGGAAGUUUUUAGCUUAUCUAUUCAGAAAUGUUAAUCAUGUCUUCGUCACCACAUUCUCGAGGAUCAUGUACAUGUUCGAUACAGAGUUGCAGUUUCGAUUUCGAACACAUUUUUCUUUGGUUGCUUGCCUCUCCAGUAUUCGCUCCCAUAAUUUUUUAUUUUAUUUUUAAAUUUCCAAGUUGUCAAAAUAUUUAUCACCAAAAUGUUGUUUGGAGUAAAUAAAUUGUUUAGUUUGUGAGUUUGAGUCCAGCAUUUGUACAGCUCAUUUGUUUGUUUGUUUGUUUGUUUGUAUCCCAAAAGGAAGAUUGAAACUAUAAAAGCAAAGUUUGUGUGGCCAUUUCUUAUA